AUGCCACGACGAACUCAAAACGAUGAAAGAGAUGAAGAUGAAAAUAAAAAACAUGAUGAUGAUUUUUAUGGUGGACAAAGAAAACAAGAAACAGAUUUAGGAGGUAGUGGAAAAUCUUUAUGGGAUGCUGCUAGAGAUAUUGUUGCAAGUCGAGAACAAGCUGAAACAUUACCGACUGUAUCGAAUACUGUACUUUUUGUUGGAAGUCGAAGUGGAGGUAAAUCAACAAUGGUUCUGCGAUAUUUAGAAAGAACAAGCGAAACAGCUAAACCAACUAUUGCACUUGAAUAUAAUUAUGCCAAAAAGCCGAAAACAACCGAUACAGUAGGAAAAGAUAUUGGUCAUGUAUGGGAAUUAGGUGAUGGAACUUUUCUUACUAAAUUAAUUGAUGUUGUUCUUACACCUGAAACAAUUGAACAUGCAUCUGUUGUACUUGUACUUGAUCUUUCUAAAGAACAAGAAUUAUGGUAUACAUAUGAAACUUUAUAUGAUGCAAUAGCUAAACGAGUAAAACAUUGUAUUAAUGAAGCAGCAAAACAAAAUCCGAAUAUUAAAGAUAAACUUAAAGAAUCUAUUACUCAACGUAUUGGCAAGGCGAAUAAAAAUGAUGUUGAACCACUUCGUAUACCAUUAUUAAUAGUUGGAUCAAAAUAUGAUGAAUUUCAAAAAUUGGAACCAGAAGCGAAAAAAACGAUUAUUAAAACUCUUCGUUUUCUUGCGUUUUAUCAUGGUGCAACAUUACUGUCUUAUAGUGAAAAACAAGAAAGUGUAUACCUGAAAUCAGCUAUUCAUCAUCUCUUAUUCGAUACAAAUUUACCUGAAAAACAACCACAGAUAGAUUAUCAAAAACCAUUAUAUAUUAAAUCAGGUAGUGAUACAUUAGAACAAGUCGGUCCGCCACCUAUACCUGAAUAUGAACUUGGUGAUUUAAAAGAACAAACACCAUUAGCUGUUUGGAGAGCUGCAUAUUGCAAACGAUUUCCUCAAGAAGUUGAAAAACGUGAUCCAUCAUUAAUGCAAGAUUAUGGUCGUGAUCCUCAAUAUGCUGAUGCUUCUAUCGAUGCAAUGCGAGAACAGAAAAUAGCUGAAUUACAACGUUAUUUAACAAUGAAAACACGUUCACGUUCAUAA
This is a messenger RNA of Adineta steineri, 1131 nucleotides long. NCBI's taxonomy places the organism in Eukaryota, Metazoa, Rotifera, Eurotatoria, Adinetida, Adinetidae. The record is from the annotation of a GenBank genome assembly.